Molecule: messenger RNA, 3233 nt
Organism: Meleagris gallopavo (turkey)
Lineage: Eukaryota; Metazoa; Chordata; Aves; Galliformes; Phasianidae
Gene: SLC24A4
Product: solute carrier family 24 member 4
Biological process (GO): calcium ion transmembrane transport; intracellular calcium ion homeostasis; sensory perception of smell
Cellular component (GO): plasma membrane
Molecular function (GO): calcium, potassium:sodium antiporter activity; calcium channel activity
Source: RefSeq, a predicted model, not a curated record
CAAAAUAUUUAUUCCAAGUUAAUGUGUUGUAGUGGACAGCAAGUGAAAAAACAAGCUAUGAAAUCUCUACCAUUGCAUACAAACAGGGUUCAAAUCUUUAUGAAGCUAAACACAUGAAGCAUGUGAAUAUAUCUACUACAAACAGGGUGUUUUUGUACUUAUAAAAAACUCAAACACUUCAGAAUUGAAAAGUAAUUCUAGUCUGAAACUAGAGUGUCCUCUCACUACAGCUAAGAAUUUCAAGUGUGUUUGGUGACUGCGGGUAACUCAGUCCCUUUUUCACCCUCUUGCCUCUGUGUUUAACAUAAAUUCUUCAGUUGAACUAUACAACCUCAAUGCCACACAAAAUUAAUCCCAGAACUCAUGACUUCGCACAUUCCUAUGGUCCACAUAUUGUUUCUGUUUCAUCUCUUCUUUUGCUAGAUAUUGAUAUUAGUCUUCAUGGGAAAAUUCUUGGAAUCACUUUAUUCUUUGUGAACAAUUUGUUGUUUGAUUUGCAGAGUUGUAUAAAAAUUUGUAGUUAAGAACUUGAUGGAUUGUUACAGUCACUGCAGAAUAUUUCGGAGCAAGUCACACUUAAAGACUAUUAUUUCAGAAUGAUGUUUUUAGUGCCUGUGCUGACCACUUUGAGGUAUACUUAGAGAGCAUUCAGGAGAGUUAAUUCUGAAAAUAAGGCAUUAAUAGUAUGUCAUGUUUGGUACUCUAGAGGUUAGUUUAGGUGACUAGUAUGAUGGUAAAUAGUGACACCUAUAAUAGUUUCAGUUCUCUGUUUUUUUCUACAGAGCAGAAAAGAGAUUCUGAUUUGGCAGGUUGUAAUGUACUAAGUGGGAAGAUACGCUCACGUUUGGUCAUAUUUUUCUACAGCCAUUCAUGAAUUUCCUGAGGAUAUAUUCACAAAUAAAGAACGGCAGCAAGGAGGGGUUCUCCUUCACAUCAUUGCUGCUCUGUAUAUGUUCUAUGCUUUGGCUAUAGUAUGUGAUGACUUCUUUGUUCCAUCCUUAGAGAAAAUUUGUGAGAGACUACAUUUGAGUGAAGAUGUUGCUGGAGCCACAUUCAUGGCUGCAGGGAGCUCCACGCCAGAGCUGUUUGCAUCUGUUAUAGGUGUAUUUAUCACUCAUGGAGAUGUUGGAGUAGGGACCAUUGUCGGUUCAGCUGUUUUCAACAUCCUCUGCAUUGUAGGUGUAUGUGGAUUGUUUGCAGGACAGGUGGUUUGUCUUACCCAGUGGGCUGUGUUCCGAGACUCUGUGUACUACACCUUAUCUGUUAUCAUACUUAUUGUUUUCAUAUAUGAUGAGAAAAUAGAAUGGUGGGAAAGCCUUAUACUCAUCAUUAUGUAUUCAUUCUACAUACUUAUCAUGAAGUACAAUGUGAGGAUGCAAAAUUUCUUCACUCUCAAAAGCAAGAAUGUUGGAAAUGGUGAUACAGUCGACAAUGAGAUGGAAGAUGGUAAUAAAUGUUAUGCCUCUAGUUGUGAUGACCCGUCCAUUCCAUUACUGUGGAAAGUGAAGGGUGUGCAGCAGUAUGGCAAAAACAGUGUUGUGAUGGUGGAUGAGAUCAUCUGCUCCAGUCCCCCCAAAUACCGGUUCCCUGAAGCUGGAUUACGGAUUAUGAUCACAAAUAAGUUUGGACCACGCACCAGAAUGCGGAUGGCAAGCCGAAUUAUAAUUAAUGAGCGCCAGCGGUUAAUCCAAUCUGCAAAUGGCUCAAGCAAACCACUUCAGAAUGGGAGACAUCAGAAUAUUGAAAAUGGGAACAUUCCUGUGGUGAACCAAGAGGAGGAAAACGAACAGGAUAAUCUGUCUCCGUUUUCAUUGCCAGAAGGAAAAAUGAAUAAAAUUAAAUGGAUCUUGACAUGGCCAUUGAUAUUCGUGCUCUUUUGCACCAUUCCAAACUGCAACAAACCCCGCUGGGAGAGCUGGUUUAUGUUCACAUUCAUCUUAUCCACUCUCUGGAUUGCCUUGUUCUCCUACUUUAUGGUGUGGAUGGUGACUGUGAUUGGAUACACCCUUGGGAUACCAGAUGUGAUCAUGGGCAUUACUUUCCUAGCUGCAGGAACAAGCGUCCCAGAUUGCAUGGCCAGCUUAAUAGUUGCGAGACAAGGCCUUGGUGAUAUGGCAGUAUCCAACACAAUAGGAAGUAAUGUAUUUGACAUUCUGGUGGGCCUUGGUGUUCCAUGGGGUUUGCAGACCAUGGCGAUUGAUUAUGGAUCAACUGUUAAGAUAAACAGUAAAGGACUGGUCUAUUCAGUUGCACUUUUACUAGGAUCAGUGGCACUGACUGUGUUUGGGAUCCAUGUAAAUAAAUGGAAACUUGACAAGAAAUUGGGCAUCUACGUGUUGUUUCUUUAUGCUGUUUUCCUGUGUUUCUCUAUAUUGAUAGAGUUUAAUGUCUUCACCUUUGUCAACCUCCCUAUGUGCCGAGAAGGACUUUAAGCAACUGUUAAGGAGAGAGACUGCGCUUCUUCUGAUUACCUGUGCUGUAAAUGACAGGAGACAUUUCAUAUUUCUACCUUCCUUCCAUCAGUAAUUUAAGUGUCAUUCCUGCUUCAUCAGCUACCAAGCACUUUUACCUAUGUGGGAGGAAAGCAUACCUUUCUUGUAACAUGCUAGCUCAAGGCAACCAAAGCAUUUAACUCCUCUUUGGAUAUUGCUGCUCAGUCAUGAAGCUGUGUGGACUUUAUGCAGUACUCUCAAAUGUCCCAUUUAUGGGACUUUCUGUUGUUGUUUUCAUUCUCCUUUUGCAGACAAUCAAACACUACCAACAAGGUUAACAAGAAGACUGGAGAAAAAUCUUUAUAGUUCUUUUGCUUUUGACACUUACUUUCCAUGGAAGGAAAGGAGGCGAGUUCAGAACUUUUCUCGGCUUUGUCAAAUUAUCUCAACUACGGGACCAGAAAGUCCAAGGUACAUAUCAGGCAUGAACUGUUGAGGACAUCAUUUCCCCCUUCAAGUGCUCUGCUUAUAGAGAAACUGCAAACAACAGUUUUUGAUGGCAGUGUCGAAUAUUUAUCAUUCUUUUCAAAGAAAAUGAACAGUGUGGCAGAGAAAGAAGAGGAAAUGGUUGUAUGUUGUAUCACUUCUGAUGAUGCACACUAUAAGUUUGACUAUCUGCAUAGUGAAGAAAAGAAUUACAUGCAGAACUUCAUACUUGAAAAAUCUGUUUUAUCAUUAAUGAGUAAUGCUGUAUAUGUAAAUAUAAACAAAAAUUGGUGGAAUAUUACACCAUGACAGAUA